Prosopis cineraria is the source of this 1743-nucleotide messenger RNA. Its product is annotated as cysteine-rich receptor-like protein kinase 2. The transcript has 7 exons. NCBI's taxonomy places the organism in Eukaryota, Viridiplantae, Streptophyta, Magnoliopsida, Fabales, Fabaceae. Gene Ontology annotation, molecular function: ATP binding; protein kinase activity. The coding region runs from base 1 to 1743 and encodes 580 amino acids. Gene Ontology annotation, biological process: protein phosphorylation. The record is from RefSeq and is a predicted model, not a curated record.
AUGCAUCGCAUCCAAACAUGUGAAUUGACAAAUCUGUCCCUGCCCAAGUGCCCAGGGCCUCUUUCCUUCUCCACAUUCUUCAUUCUCUCCACGCAUGGCCUUCCGUCUCGGACAUUAAACUCUCAGACCAAACUCCGGAAAAAAAAAAAAAAAAAGCUUCAACCUCAUCUUCUUCCAUUAAUUACAUUGUUAUUCUGCUCAUGCUGGAUUCUUGACGGUGUCGUUUCGGAGCCCCAGACCCAUUUUUUGAACCGAGGUUGCAACCCGUACGCCGAAUUCCUCGUGUCCAACGUCACCCUCUUCGGUGAAAACAUAAAAGCAUCGUUGCGAGACAUCAGAGAGCAGAUCGGUGACCAAAACACGCACUUCGCGACUGCGCAGCAAGCCGGCGCCAGUGGUGGAAACACCGUCUCCACUCUUUUCCAAUGCAGAAGCUACCUCUCCAUCGCCGACUGUGUCGCCUGCUUCGACGUCGCUGCCCCUCAAAUUUUCAGCUGCGCCGCCGGGGACCUCGGUGGCCAUGUCGUCUACGACGGGUGCUACCUCAGGUACGACAUUAGUAGCGCUUUCUUUGGCGACACGACCCAGUCCGUGAAUAGUGCAUCAUGUGGGAGUCAAACUACUGAAGAACCAGCUACUGUAUUCACCUCAGCUGUGCAUCAAGUGCUCAUGAAUCUGCAAACAGCAACACCCAGAAUCACUGCCUUCUCUGCAGCCACAAAGACGCAAGUGUCUGAUAAUGGUGCAACCAUUUAUGCAUUUGCUCAAUGUAUUCAAACUAUCACAUCAAGUAAGUGCGAGGAUUGCUUGAAUGCUCAGUACAACAAUAUGCAGACUUGUCUUCCCAAUUCAGAUGGUAGGGCUUAUGCUAAUGGCUGUUUCUUGAGAUAUUCCACCACUUCUUUCUUUCCUGAUAACCAGACCAUUGAUAUCACUACUCCUUUCUUCCAACAAGGUUCAAGCAAUAAGGGAGCCAUUAUAGGUGGGCUUGUUGGAAGCGUGGUAGCUCUUGCUUUGAUCUUUAUUGCAUUAUUUGUCUUGAUUAGACAACGAAGAAAAAGGCCUCAGAGGGUUCCAAGAGGAGACAUAAUUGGAGCGAGCAAGUUGAAAGGCCCAACUGUUUACAAUUAUAAGGAUUUGAAGACUGCAACCAAGAAUUUCAGUCAAGAAAAUAAGCUAGGAGAAGGAGGAUUUGGUGUUGUGUAUAAGGGCACUUUGAAGAAUGGAAAAGAAGUUGCAGUCAAGAAGUUAACAUUUCGCCACUUAUUCACAAGGAUGGAGGAGGACUUUGAAAGUGAAGUGAAGCUUAUAAAUAAUGUUCAUCAUCGGAAUCUUACAUUAUCAUAUUAUCAAUUACAUAUUGCACUUGUUAGGGGAUAUACUGCACCUGAAUAUGCAAUUCAUGGCCAACUAUCAGAAAAGGCUGAUGUUUUCAGCUAUGGCAUUAUUGUUUUAGAAAUGAUCAGUGGUCAAAGAAGUGAAGAAUUGAAGAUCCAUGGCAAUGAUGAAGGCGAGUUCCUCCUUCAAAAAAGAGGAAUCCAUUCAGAGCUGGUGGAUAAAACCUUAGACCCAAAUGACUUUGAUGUAGAAGAAGUGAAGAAAGUGAUAGAGAUUGGUUUGCUUUGCACUCAAGCACAUGCUGACAUAAAGCCAACGAUGUCAGAAGUAGUUGUUUUGCUUCAAAACAUGGCCUUACCAGAGAACAUAAAACCCACCAUGCCUCUCUUGAUUGAAGCUACUUAA